This is a messenger RNA of Bipolaris sorokiniana ND90Pr, 900 nucleotides long. RefSeq lists its product as uncharacterized. The transcript has a single exon. Bases 1 to 900 code for a protein of 299 amino acids. The record is from RefSeq and is a predicted model, not a curated record. NCBI's taxonomy places the organism in Eukaryota, Fungi, Ascomycota, Dothideomycetes, Pleosporales, Pleosporaceae.
AUGUGCGAUGACGGGUUGGAAGGGCUCUUAAUUCUACAUUCUGGACAGCAUCAGAGCAUUGAUGCCUACACCAUUUGCGAUUUUGUCUUCCAACUGGUACGCUGCACACAGAAGAGAGCACCACGUCUUGAGAUGCUCAGAAUCUUGGAUUUUGCGAAAUCAGAGUGGCAGUCAUGGCUGGCUUCGGCAGAAUCGAUACUCGACGGAAUGGCAUAUGUCCCAGUUUUGCAGAACUUGACUACCAUAGACUUACAGCUGGAGAUGUUUCCCAGCAGUGAAAACAGUUGCAUGUCAAACCUUGUCGAGAUUACCAAGCAAAAUGCCAACCUGAAAGUCCUGAGAAUACGCACAAGUCCAAGAAGUAUUAGGUAUUACCGCACCAGCAGCGAGAAUUGGGCGCCGUUACUUCAACAGCUUGGCAGCGAUCCUCCAUUUCGCCUCCGGACACUUGAAUUUGAUGGACUUAUUUCAAGUGAAUCGGCACCAACUCUGGACCGUAUUGUCGAUACACACUCUCCGACCCUCCGCCGGCUCGUCCUGGAGCAUACUAAUUUCCACUAUCCAAAUACCCUCCAUGCUCUCUUCAGCUCUCUAGCAAAGUCCAAUGUGAACUAUUUUGAAUCAAACUGGCUAUACCUCCAUCGAGGGUAUUACCUGUUAGCCGGUAGGGUGUACUUUCAAACGGUUUUCGAAGAAGUCAUUGAGCCGACAAUCUCACAUAUCAAUGAGUGCGACGAAGAAUCUUGCUGGGACUGGGUCAAAGUUUUCUGGGAUGUCAGCAGUAUUGACACCCCAUUGGUCUUCGAUAAUGAAGAUGGCUGGCGCGGGGAGGGUUGGAUGAAACACUGCUUCAUGAAUACAGUUGCGUCUAUUGAUUGCGGCGCUAUAAGAGACUAUUGA